AAGACGUGCAAUCGGGAAAAAUGGCUACCCCAGAUGGUUGUGAACAUUACGUGCGCAGCUGUUUGAUGAAAGCACCUUGCUGUGGCAAAUUAUACGUCUGUCGAUUGUGCCACGAUGCAAAAGAGGACCAUGAAAUGGACCGCUUCCAGGUUAAAGAGGUCCAGUGCUCUCAUUGUCUUACAGUGCAGGAGGCACACCAAACUUGCCAGGAGUGUAAUGUGAAAUUUGGGGAUUACUAUUGUGAUAUCUGCCACUUGUUUGAUAAGGAUAAAAAACAGUAUCACUGUCAACCCUGUGGAAUUUGCAGGAUUGGCCCAAAAGAAAAGUAUUUCCACUGUCAAAAGUGCAACCUCUGUUUAGCAAGUGAAAUGCGAGGGAACCACAAGUGUGUAGAAAAUGUUUCAAGACAGAACUGCCCAGUGUGUAUGGAGGAUAUCCACACAUCCAGGAUAGGAGCCCACGUUCUUCCCUGCGGGCAUCUUCUGCAUAAGACAUGCUUUGAUGACAUGGUCAGAACAGGUGCGUAUCGCUGCCCGCUCUGCAUGCACUCUGCUUGGAACAUGGAGGAACACUGGGAAAUGAUGGAUUUAGAGAUUGACCAGUCCCCUAUGCCCACUGAAUACCAGGAUGCUACUGUGAAGAUCAUAUGUAAUGACUGUCAGGCCCACUGUACAGUUCCAUUCCAUGUCCUGGGCAUGAAGUGUGGGGGCUGUGGCUCCUACAACACGGCCCAGGAUGGAGGUCUCAUGCAGCACACCCAGGAACGAGCAGCCCAACCACAAGAACAACAACAACCGCACCAACCAGAGCCAGAGCAGGAGACCAGUCUCAGUGAUGACACAUUGGCAAUCCAUCCUAGUCCGCUAGACUAAGCACUUGUUUCCCCUUUGUCUCCCUGUCUCAACAAUCCCAUUUUCUGAAGAUUAAAGACCUUUAAGUCUAUUUGGCUCAA
This is a messenger RNA of Hypomesus transpacificus, 952 nucleotides long. RefSeq names its product ring finger and CHY zinc finger domain containing 1 (gene rchy1). The coding region runs from base 21 to 872 and encodes 283 amino acids. Gene Ontology annotation, molecular function: zinc ion binding; ubiquitin protein ligase activity. Gene Ontology annotation, biological process: protein ubiquitination; ubiquitin-dependent protein catabolic process. Lineage: Eukaryota; Metazoa; Chordata; Actinopteri; Osmeriformes; Osmeridae. The record is from RefSeq and is a predicted model, not a curated record. Gene Ontology annotation, cellular component: nucleus. The transcript is spliced from 9 exons.